UAUGUUUUUGGUAAUUUCCUUUAAUGUUAAGCUGGCCAAGAAAGGAGGUGAUUUAACCGUGCUUUGAAUCACGUUGACACAGGGCGAGACAGGGCUCAUGGUUCCGCACUAGGGAGAGAGAUCCGUAACUCAUUUGUCCAUCUCUGGCAUCUGUUCCGCUGUGGCCACUGCCUUCCCAUCGACUAGACUGGAAGGCACCCGGAGAAGCGAGCGAGAGACAGGUUCGCCCCGGAACCCAGCGGGCCUGGAAACCGCCAAUCACCGGCUGUGUGGUGACACCAACAAUUCCCGCUCCCGCACAAAGACUUGUCUGUGACGUCACUGGCAGACGUGUGAUCCUUAAAAAGAUGUCAGAUCAACCAGCGAGGCAGCGGGCCGGGGCAGCGUUGGCCGGAGGCAGGUAGGACAGGAGCGGGGAGGGCCGGCCUGGGCAGCUGCUCUGCCCUCCGGCCUGGCAAGCCGGCCGGAGAGCGCGAUCGGGCGCGGAGCCUCGACGCGGCACUACCCCGGAUUUCCUUCCGCGGCGGGGGCUCGGCGAACGGAAUUCCGGCGGCUCUCCAGACUCAGGCGCUAGGUGAAGGCAGAAUGGGUGAGCCCUGAAUGUGUCCUUGGGCAUACUUAGCAGUUCAUUUUUGAUUAGCUGAAAGAAGAUAGCCAUUCAAACAAAACUUCAGUGCCUGGGGGAGUUGUGGACUCUCCGAAUUUCAAGAACAGUGAGGUUGGAGUACAGUGGAAGGCAUAUAAAAGACUACAUAGAUUGGAAAGAAGACUAAUGAAGAAAAACAACAUGAUUCAGGAAUACCAUUGAGUCCCUGGGAAUGUUCAAAAGCGUCUGAUUGAGAAACGUAUGAAAUGUAAGACAAGAGCGUACAUCAGGAAGUGUACAUGGGAAUUACUGUCAAGCAACCUGUUCAUAGAUGCGAACCGUAGCUGCCAGAGGUGACGGAAAUGUACUUGCACAAUGGGAGAAGCUGGUAACUUAUAGAAAGCCAAGAUGACAAGAAUUUUUUUGCAUAAUCUAAGGAAGAAUCCGGUUCAAAAAUAAGGUGAAUUAAUUUUGGGGCACUCAAAACCGUGGACAGCUACAUGAAGUUUUAAAAAACUGCCCUGACCAUCUUGCCAAAGGAGGCCCCACUUGUGAGGCCCAACGAGAUAAACCAGCCAAGGAGGGACAAUGUCCUGCCCUGUAGGAACAGUGACUGCUGACCUUCAAGAGCAAGCUGGUGACUGCAUUGUUGUCUGCUAAUACAAUGAAGGAAGUGGUUUAUUGGUCACCCAAGAAGGUGGCAGACUGGCUCCUGGAGAAUGCUAUGCCAGAAUACUGUGAACCUCUGGGACAUUUUACAGGCCAAGACUUGAUCAGCCUAACCCAAGAGGACUUCACAAAACUCCCCUUGUCCCAAGUCUCCUCAGACAACGGGCAGCGGCUCUUAGACAUGAUAGAGACCCUGAAAAUGGAGCACCACAUGGAAGCACACAAGAAUGGCCACGCCAAUGGGCACCUGAGCAUUGGCGUAGACAUCUCCACCCCUGAAGGCAGCUUCAACAUCAAGGCAAAACCCAAUGGGAUACCAAAUGGGUUUAGGAAAGAGAUGAUACAGAUCCCCAUGCCAGAACUGGAAUGCUUCCAGUACCCCAUGGAGUGGGGCAAGACUUUUCUGGCCUUUAUUUAUGCACUUUCCUGUUUUGUCCUCACCACAGUGAUGAUCUCGGUCAUCCAUGAACGAGUACCUCCUAAGGAGGUGCAGCCUCCACUACCGGACACAUUUUUUGACCAUUUUAACCGGGUGCAGUGGGCCUUUUCUAUUUGUGAAAUUAAUGGCAUGAUCCUUGUAGGACUUUGGUUAAUUCAAUGGCUACUCUUAAAAUACAAGUCUAUUAUUAGCAGAAGAUUUUUCUACAUAGUUGGCACGCUGUACCUGUAUCGGUGUAUUACAAUGUAUGUAACUACACUCCCAGUACCUGGUAUGCAUUUCAACUGUUCUCCGAAGCUUUUUGGUGCCUGGGAAGCCCAAGUGCGGAGAAUAAUGAAGCUGAUUGCUGGAGGUGGCUUGUCUAUCACUGGCUCUCACAACAUGUGUGGGGACUAUCUGUACAGCGGGCACAUGGUCAUGCUAACGCUCACCUACUUAUUUAUCAAAGAGUAUUCACCUCGACGACUCUGGUGGUAUCACUGGAUUUGCUGGCUGCUCAGCGUCGUUGGAAUCUUCUGUAUUCUCUUAGCGCAUGACCACUACACUGUGGACGUGGUGGUGGCAUAUUACAUCACCACACAACUCUUCUGGUGGUAUCACACAAUGGCCAAUCAGCAAGUGCUAAAGGAAGCUUCCCAGAUGAACCUCCUGGCCAGGGUGUGGUGGUACAGGCCAUUUCAGUACUUUGAAAAGAAUGUCCAAAGAAUUGUACCUCGAUCUUACCACUGGCCUUUUCCCUGGCCCGUAGUCCACCUCGGUAAGCAAGUUAAAUACAGCUGGCUGGUGAACGACACAUAACAGCUGUACAAAGUGGGGGAGUGAGAAACUGUCCCAAGUGCUAAGAACUCCAUGAGAGAAGAUGCCAUAAAAUAAACACCUCCCUAAUUCUAUUAUCUUUCAACAGUUACCUUGACUUAUCCUAUUGAGUUACCUGGUCAGCACUGUGAGCUUUAUUUCUCUCCAAAGGACCUGCGCUGG
Fukomys damarensis (Damara mole-rat) is the source of this 2672-nucleotide messenger RNA. RefSeq names its product phosphatidylcholine:ceramide cholinephosphotransferase 1. The record is from RefSeq and is a predicted model, not a curated record. Bases 1251 to 2492 code for a protein of 413 amino acids. NCBI's taxonomy places the organism in Eukaryota, Metazoa, Chordata, Mammalia, Rodentia, Bathyergidae. Gene Ontology annotation, biological process: ceramide biosynthetic process; sphingomyelin biosynthetic process. Gene Ontology annotation, cellular component: endoplasmic reticulum membrane; Golgi membrane. The transcript has a single exon. Gene Ontology annotation, molecular function: ceramide cholinephosphotransferase activity; sphingomyelin synthase activity; protein binding.